Molecule: messenger RNA, 2692 nt
Organism: Brassica napus (rape)
Lineage: Eukaryota; Viridiplantae; Streptophyta; Magnoliopsida; Brassicales; Brassicaceae
Exons: 4
Coding region: 388-1170 (260 amino acids)
Source: RefSeq, a predicted model, not a curated record
AAUACAAUAUGCUUCUUGUUUUAUCAAGAGAUUGAUAGUGCGACGUCCUCGGGAUCCUCUGAGGAGAAAGCCAUUGAUCCAGUGGAGAUAAUUCCUUUGAAUCAAGUUUCUCAAACCACCGUGGAAGCUUCUUUACAAGGGAAACCACAAAGACCCAUCUUACUCAGAGCCAUCAGUUUCAAACAGAGGACAACGGGUAAUAGUGAUCAUGAAGGCCGUCGGGUCCCUGUGGAGCUCAAGGGUCCUCCUUCUAGAUCUUCUUUGGAGAAUAGUGAUUGGAGUAAGGCAGAGUCUCUAGUUAAGGUAGAACUACAAGCGGAUGUUGAGCUUAUAAGAUCCAGCACUAGAGGGUUUGCUGAAAGACUAGCCCAAAGAAGACCACAUAAGAUGCCGAACAGGAGGUGCAAAGAGCAGUUCAAAACGUCCAAAGGCGAAGCUGAUCCAAAAAGGAAACAUUUUCAGUUUGAUGUCCAACAAUUUUGUGAUAACUUUGUGAAGGGUGUGGACAAAGCCCUCAAGGACGUCAGCAAGAGCCAAAAGAAGAGCACACCCACACGUGCCCCAGUAGCUGAGCCAUCAAUUUUCAUCAGUGAAAAACCCAAAGGUAAAUCUGAAAACAACCUUGAAGAUCUAAAAGAUUUUUCAGAUUCUUUACCAAUUUUUGAUAAGUAUGAUGAAGAGCUAAUGGAAAGUUGGAUCACUUGUGAGGAUGAAUGUGAUCUUCCUUCUCCAAAACCUGAUCUUAUGUUUGAUAUUGAUAAUGAAGAGACUAAUGGACUAACCUGUUUUGAACCGGAGCAUCCGAGUAGUCUUGUUCUAGUUUCACAGGUUUUUGAGGAAGAACCAUUGAACUACCAACAUCAAGGACCACGUCUUGAGACUAGGAGACCCUUGGACAAUGAUCUUAGUCCCAUCUUUGAUGAAGAAGACGAGCUUGAUCCAAUCUUUGAUGAGGAAGCACCAAGCACAUCAUCCAUCAUCAUAGAGAAACAUCUUUGCUUUGAUCCAGGCACAACUUCUACGCCUUUGCCUAAAAAGCACUGUGAGAAACUUUAUUUACUUAAUUCUCUGCCUGAAAUGUUUGUUAAGAUCAGUUCUCCUGUUGUAAAUCGUUUUGGUUUUGACAAAGUUAAAGAUUUUGUGUUUCAAAUUCUGUUUUUGAUAACAUGAUUCAUUCUUCUGAGAAAUUUGAACUUGACGGAAUUCUUGAUCAAAAACGUUUUCAAAAUGGCAAUGACAUCCAUUUUGGAUUUGUUUUGAGUCUUGAUCAGUUUUUGAAACAUAGCAAAAGUUUUGAUCAUCUUGAAAAGUCAUUUGAGCUUGAUUUGCAACAGUCUGAUUUUUGUGCUAGAAAAUCGUUUGAUUCAUCUGUCUUCAAAGAAAAUGACUUUAAUCUGAGCCCUUAUAGACAUGAACUGAUCACUGGUAAUUUAUUUGCAUCCACUUGUGCCUUGGACGAAUUUUUGGUUAAGAAGUUGCUGAAACAAAAAUCACAUAGAGCUGAAACCGAUUUUAUUUUUGAUUCUGUUUUGAAGCUUGAUAACUUGUGUGUUGAAACUGAUAAACCUUGGCAUAAUUUGAAACCAAUGUUUGAAAAUUGUGUUGUCUUGAGCUUUGAUGUCAUCUUGGUUUACAACACAUUCUUUGAUGAUUAUCCUAAGAGCUUGGAUCAUGUUCUUGAUGUCCUAAGGAUAGAGAAACUCUUUGAUUAUUUCUCUCGCAGAUUUGAUGUGGUUUCCCUAGUUGUUUUGAAAGUACAGGAUAAGUAUGAUCAGUUCCCAAGGAGAGAAAACACUGGUGAACGCCAAAGUUCUUAUGUAUCAGGGACAUGGAACUGGAAGUACUUGAGGAAAACAAGUCCAAAACUCCAAGGAACUUUCUGUCCAUACUUUUCCUUCAUUGAAUUUUAUAUGAUUUUAAAAUUCGUUUUCUCUUAUUCAUUUCCUUUUGAUAGAGGUGAAAUGGAUUUGAGGUCAAAUCCUUUUCAAGAGGGAGGGAAUGAUGUGCCGUGGGGUAGCGCACCGGGCAAAAUAGGCAUGCAUGGCUUGAUCAUGGAAAGCAGUAAAGAUAUAUGUUCAUUGUUUGACUCAUAUCUUACAAACCACGAGGCUUCUACGCAUGAAAUCACUUGGAGAAUGGUCUCAACUCAAUUACGGAGCUCCUUGAAGAAGAAUCAGAUCAAACUGAGUUCAUAUGUGAUAGUUAUGCUAUUUACAAAUCAGGUGAUCUUCAGUUCUCGCGAAUUCAGACCACCCGAGAAGCUCGAAAUAGCUAACCUUCUUUCUGAUGAACCAACGGUCAAUUCAAUCAUGAAAAAGGUUAUUAUUCAUUUUCUAAAUGUUCAAGAAAGCAUUGGGCUUGAUGGUUUUCAAAAAGAUUCAAAAACGAACUUGUUUGGGCCAAAUGGAGAAACCGAUAAAUAUUGGCUAAAGGAAAAGAUGGAUUUCGACCAGGCCUCAAAGGGACAUGUCUUGGCCCAUAUCAGGAGUAUAUUCUUCACCUUUCAAAGUCGUGGUCGUGGCUAUAUGAAGAGGUAGUCCAAGUUUCAGUCAAAGACUUUAUUUAGUCAAGUCUUUGUUUCUAUUUCCAAUGUCUUGUUUUUAGCACAUUUUUCUUUGGAUCUCUACAACUUGUAAUCCUAUAAAUAAGGCCUUAGAGCCACGAAAUAAAACAGAUUGUUUUUCCCUUUUUA